This is a messenger RNA of Momordica charantia (bitter melon), 558 nucleotides long. The record is from RefSeq and is a predicted model, not a curated record. NCBI's taxonomy places the organism in Eukaryota, Viridiplantae, Streptophyta, Magnoliopsida, Cucurbitales, Cucurbitaceae.
AUGACACUAAUAAAUGCUACUUUAUCUCCAUCUGCCCCAGCAUACGUUGUCGGCAGUACCUCUUCGAAGGAAAUUUGGGACACUCUGGAGAAGCAUUAUUCAUCAAGCUCACGCACUAAUGUUGUUAAUCUCAAAUCUGAUCUUCAAUCCAUAUCCAAGAAAGUCGGUGAGUGUAUUGAUGAUUAUGUAAAACGUAUCAAGGAGGUUAAGGACAAAUUAACAAAUGUCUCUGUAGUUGUCGAUGAUGAGGAUCUGUUAAUUUACACUUUGAAUGGUUUACCGUCUGCGUAUAAUGUCUUUCGCACAUCUAUGCGUACUCGGUCUCAAUCCGUUACUUUUGAUGAACUUCAUGUUCUUAUGAAAUCGGAGGAAGUUGCUUUGGACAGGCAGGUGAAACGAGAUGAUUUGUUUUCUCAAAAUACUGCUCUCUUUGCAGUUCCAAAUCCAUCUCACAUGGCUCCUGUUUAUAACUCAAAUAGCUCUCGUGGUAAAGGAAAUCAGGGUCAUGGUCGUACUAUUGGAAAUCAAGGCCGUGUUCGAUUUUAUUCUACAUCCUAG